Molecule: messenger RNA, 1427 nt
Organism: Dioscorea cayenensis subsp. rotundata (Guinea yam)
Lineage: Eukaryota; Viridiplantae; Streptophyta; Magnoliopsida; Dioscoreales; Dioscoreaceae
Exons: 4
Coding region: 48-428 (126 amino acids)
Source: RefSeq, a predicted model, not a curated record
UUGGGAGAAGGAAUGGGGAAAAAAUAUCUUGGUUCCCAAAACAAGUGAUGGAACUGCUUCAAAUGAUUCCUAUAAUGUUAGUGAGGGUGUUGUUCUUGGUGGAAGGGUCUUUGGUGUUCAGUGGAGACCUCAAACUGGCAAUUCAUUUCCAAGCCAAAAUGAAAUGGGUCAGUUUCGAGGAAGACCUAAGAUUGCUCCUAAUCAGAGGGAGAAGUUUCUUCAGAAACUCCAACAAGUACAAUAACAAAAUUCACUCUUAUCAGCAAGGUCAUAGUAACCUUCUUGGUGCACCAAUUCUUCCUGGUGCAAGUCACAAGCAAUUUACUGCACAACAACAAAAUUCACUCUUACAGCAGGUGAUCUCUUCCAAGGAAGCACAACUAAUAGACAAUGUUGCCGUUAAUCCUUCUAGUAAUGCAGAGGACUGAGGUUAUCCAAUUCAUUUCAUAAAUCCAAAGGGUGAUGUUAGUGAAGAUUCAAGUACAACAGGCUCCUUUGACCGAUCUGGCAUGGAAUCAAGUGUUAUAGAAGAACUAGAGUCUCAAAGUUUGAAGAUGAUGAACCUCAACCAGUUGUCGGCGAUCCUCCUGAAACUCAUUUUUCGAGUGUCAUUAAGAGGACAAUCAGUUUGAAUGGCAUUCCCUCUAACAAUGAUUUCAUAUUGCGUGCCAUUGAACAGCUUAAAAAUGUUGAAGAAGAUAUGGUGAUAUUCCUAAGGCUUUUGAUAACAGAGAGUGAAAGCAGGAAGAUAACUAAAAAUGCACAACAGAUACUUGAAGUGCUCAAGGAUCUACAAAGGAUAAGAGAAAGGCAAUUUAUCCAGAUUAACUCUCUAAUAUUUCUUAAAAAUGAUGAAGAAGAUAUGGUGAUAUUCCCUGUAAAAUCUCUCUACAUUCACAGGUAUCCAUGUGUGAUCCACUGUUUGAGGAAUCUCUACUGCAUUUCAGUAUGGCAUUCUUGUCUUCCACCAUUUGAUUGUUUACAGGGCCAUGUAUGUAUUGGUUGUGAGCCAUACUCCCUGCUCGUCUUGCCUGGGCAACACAAAAAAGAAGAAUGUGUUGAGAAUGUUGCUCUGAACUAGGAUGUUGACUAUUCAUUGAAGAGUCUGCUACACUGAUCCUCUUGGUAUAGACCAACGGCUGAUUGGAUGGAGAAGCUGCAAUGUGAUUGGAUGUUAACCGUUUUUAAUUAAGAUUUCUGUUCUUCACUUUUAGUCCUUAUGUACCUUUUGUGUGCUACCUUGCUGGUGAAGCACAUUACUUUGUUGUCUUUAAAUUCAGUCUUCUAGUCAAUGUUUCAAGUAAGCUUAAUACAAGAAUAGCUUCAGUUACUUUGUUCUAUUAUCCACUACCUGAAUUCUGAACAAUCCUUGUAAAACUUACUUAGUCUUAUCUCCUUCUUUUGUCUAACAGUGGUAUCAGAGAACU